Molecule: messenger RNA, 819 nt
Organism: Aureobasidium musti
Lineage: Eukaryota; Fungi; Ascomycota; Dothideomycetes; Dothideales; Saccotheciaceae
Source: the annotation of a GenBank genome assembly
AUGGCGAGCCGCGGAGAGCUGCUGUACCCUGAGGACGAUCGGGUGUUUCUUGAACCCUAUCUUCCUGUGCUGAACCGUCAAUCAACAGAUUCAGGCAUACCCUUUGUCACACUUACCUUUGCAACAUCACUGGAUUCGGCAUUGUCUCUGGCUCCUGGUGUUCAGACAGCAUUAUCAGGACCGCAGUCAAAAGCCAUGACUCACUAUCUACGCUGCAGACAUGAUGCUAUCAUGGUUGGUGUAGGCACUGCUGUUGCAGACAACCCUAGCUUGAACUGCAGAAUCCAAGGUGUUGGUGGUUAUGGUGGUGAAGGCUUGAAUGGACAACCUCGGCCUGUUGUUGUCGACCCUCAAGGAAGAUGGCAGCUGACUUCAGAAACCAAGAUCUUGAAUCUUGCCAGACAAGGACGAGGUAAAGCGCCAUGGAUCGUGACGGCAAAGACACCAAGUGCAGAAAAUGCCAAGUUGUUGGAAGAAGUUGGAGGAUGUUACAUUGUUCUCGGGUCACAAGCACAAAUGUCUGAAGGCAAGACAUCGAUUGCUUGGCUGGAUAUACUGCGAACAAUCAAGGAAACAGGCAUUGAGAGUAUUAUGAUUGAGGGAGGUGGAGUCAUCAUCAACUCGCUGCUGUCGGUGGAGAAUGCAGACUUGAUCAACUCAGUGAUUGUGACCAUCGCACCUACCUGGCUUGGUCAAGGUGGCGUUGUCGUGUCUCCGCCCAGAUCAGAAGGCAGCAGUCUGCCAGUCGCUCGCUUGCAAAGAACAAAGUGGCAGCAACUUGGUGAUGAUGUGGUUCUUUGUGGAACUCUGAAGGCGUGA